Suillus clintonianus is the source of this 1464-nucleotide messenger RNA. RefSeq names its product TLC domain-containing protein. The coding region runs from base 203 to 1291 and encodes 362 amino acids. The transcript has 5 exons. Gene Ontology annotation, biological process: ceramide biosynthetic process. Gene Ontology annotation, molecular function: sphingosine N-acyltransferase activity. The record is from RefSeq and is a predicted model, not a curated record. NCBI's taxonomy places the organism in Eukaryota, Fungi, Basidiomycota, Agaricomycetes, Boletales, Suillaceae. Gene Ontology annotation, cellular component: membrane.
UUCUCAAGUCUUCAGAUUCCUGCUAACACGGUCUAGGACACGUCCAGCAUCUUCGCAAGAACUUUGACAAGGGUUCAGUCGCGUUUUGUCUCCUCAAACGUAAGACAUAACAAACAGGCACCAAACGCACCCUCGCACGUUGCUCACCCUGUUCAUGAAAUUUUUGACGACCUUCUGCUAACCUCCUUCGACGCGUCCUCCGAUGAACAGCCAUAAUGCCCUUCAGUGGCUACCAUCUUACAUCGUUCCAUUCGUUUCACUCUCUUAUCCAACUCCUCCCCCCCUCAACCCCGACUCAUUCCACCAUUCCACGUACUACAAAACCGGGGUGCUAGAUGGCUGCUUCAUAAUAACCUGCAUUGCUAUCAUGGCUGUUCUGCGCGACGUAGUCCGCAUAUUUGUAAUGGAGCCUUUCGCUAGGUGGAAGCUCACCCGCGCUUGGGAGCGAUCUAAGUCCCAGCACAUCCAACAGAAUGGCAACAAAAAUGGCGUCAUGAAUGGAAACGGUCAUGCUGGGCAUGCCAAUGGUGAUUCUAAGCCAAAAAGCGUAAUGUCUGCUCGGGAUGCUCGCAAAAUUCAUCGCAGCGUUCUGAGGUUCGCAGAGCAAGGCUGGUCGGCCAUCUACUACACACUCCAAUGGUCAUUUGGCUUUUACGUUCACCGAAACCUUCCUACCCAAGCCCUAAACCCGACGGAGUUAUGGUCGAAUUACCCUCAUAGUCCCCUUGCUGGACCACUGAAGUUUUACUAUCUUACCCAGACCGCCUUCUACCUCCAUCAAAUCCUCAUUCUCAAUGCCGAGGCCCGAAGGAAAGACCAUGUGCAAAUGAUGACCCACCACGUCCUCACCAUUUUCCUUAUGGUCAUGAGCUACUUCUGCAAUUUCACCCGUAUUGGAUGCCUCAUCAUGGUAUUGAUGGACUGGAAUGAUAUCUUUCUCCCAAUCGCCAAAAUGUUCCGGUACAUUGGUUUAUAUACCCUUUGCGAUAUCACUUUUACUUGGUUCCUUACAUCAUGGUUCGUGGCACGUCACGUUCUCUUCGUCAUCGUCAUAAAGUCGGCCUGGUUCGAUGGCCCGCGGUUGAUCACCGUUGGCUGGGUGCCAGAAUUGGGACAUUAUUACUCUGAGCGGACUUACAAUACCUUUGUCUACCUGCUGGUAGCACUACAGUUCAUUCAAAUCAUCUGGUUCUGGAUGAUUUGUCGCGUUGCAUGGCGCGUGAUCAGCGGUCAAGGCGCUUCGGACGAUCGCAGCGACGACGAAAGCGAGGAAGACAAGAAGAGUCAGUGAUCUAGUGCAUUAGACGCAGGGGCGCGAUAUAUCGAUCAUUUAAUUGCCACACGUCGGCCUUUGCAUAUCUAGACAUUUCUGGACUCAACUACCAUACAAUUCAACAUUUUGGAUACUUAGAUUGUCACUUGUGACCGAAUGACUAAAAGCGCGAUGAAGCGGCGAGUUGCCUU